CCGGAGCAACAACCUAUUGCUUACUUCUUGCGAAUCUAAUUGACGUGCUAGCAUACCGAACGCCAACGACAUCAUGUCUUCGACUCUCCUCCGCACCACUCCUGCUCUGCGGGGAGCUCUCCGAGCUUCCGGAGCUUUGAAGGCCACCGGUGCCCUGUCCAGCGCCAGCUUCGUGCGCGGAAAGGCUACCCUUCCGGACCUACCGUACGAUUAUGGCGCUCUCGAGCCGUACAUCUCGGGCAAGAUCAUGGAGCUGCAUCACAAGAAACACCACCAGACCUACGUCAACGGCCUCAACAGCGCGCUCGAGACUAUCGCCGAGGCCGAGGGCAAGGGUGACCUCAGCAAGGCCGCGUCCGUUGCGCCCCUCCUCAACUUCCACGGCGGCGGUCACAUCAACCACAGCCUCUUCUGGGAGAACCUGGCCCCUGCCAGCCGAGAGGGCGGCGGCGAGCCUGAUGGCGCCCUCAAGAAAGCCAUCGACUCGGACUUUGGCUCCUUCGACACAUUCCGCAAGCAGAUGAACACGGCGCUGGCGGGCAUCCAGGGCAGCGGCUGGGCGUGGCUGGUCAAGGACAAGUCGGCGGGCACCCUGAACCUGGUGACCCGUGCCAAUCAGGACCCCGUCACGGGCCCGUACGUGCCGCUGGUGGGCAUCGACGCUUGGGAGCAUGCCUACUACUUGCAGUACGAGAAUCGCAAGGCCGAGUACUUUGAAGCCAUCUGGAACGUCAUCAACUGGAAGACAGUGGCCGCACGCUUUGAGAAGUCUUGAGUCGCAGUCGGUUGGGCGAGGAAGGAUUAGGGGCCCUGUGAUAUUUGUACAAUGUUUAUUGUGAGAUGGUCAGUAUGGCAAGGUCGGUCUGGCAAUGCUGUUUUAUGACCUGAGUUGUUUAACAGAUCUGAGAUAACUGCUUACUUGAAGCAUCCGUCCGAUAAUCAAGGAAAAGCAUCGAUCCAACACGGAGCACGUCAUCCCCAAGCUGAAUUCAGACCUUGCAACUACUGCGCGUCAAACUUAGCUCAACCAUUGAACUCGAAAGAGCAGGCUCCGGAGGCCUUGAAACCAUUCCCGUCCGUUUUGCAGAGCUGAGGGUUGCUCGAUUGUAUGCGAGUAUCCCGAUUAAUGUCUUCCUGCCAACUGCCAACAAGGAGAACCCCUAUUUAUUGCCUGGUAUUUGCCA
Parathielavia appendiculata is the source of this 1184-nucleotide messenger RNA. RefSeq names its product manganese and iron superoxide dismutase. Bases 74 to 775 code for a protein of 233 amino acids. The transcript has 3 exons. NCBI's taxonomy places the organism in Eukaryota, Fungi, Ascomycota, Sordariomycetes, Sordariales, Chaetomiaceae. Gene Ontology annotation, biological process: superoxide metabolic process. The record is from RefSeq and is a predicted model, not a curated record. Gene Ontology annotation, cellular component: mitochondrion. Gene Ontology annotation, molecular function: superoxide dismutase activity; metal ion binding.